Dichotomopilus funicola is the source of this 774-nucleotide messenger RNA. RefSeq names its product alternative oxidase-domain-containing protein. Gene Ontology annotation, cellular component: mitochondrion. Lineage: Eukaryota; Fungi; Ascomycota; Sordariomycetes; Sordariales; Chaetomiaceae. The transcript is spliced from 4 exons. Gene Ontology annotation, biological process: alternative respiration. The record is from RefSeq and is a predicted model, not a curated record. Bases 1 to 774 code for a protein of 257 amino acids. Gene Ontology annotation, molecular function: alternative oxidase activity.
AUGGCCAACCGACUCCGAGCCCUCCCCAAGCUCUCCACGCUCCAACACCGCAUGCCACCCGAGCCUGCCCCAGGUACCAAAAGCAGCGAGACAAGUGACUACCGCGCCAUGACCGAGUCACAGUGGCUGGUCCGCUUCGUCUUCCUCGAAACCGUCGCCGGCGUCCCCGGCGCAGUGGCCGGCGGUCUCCGCCAUCUCCACUCCAUCCGCCGCUUCAAGCUCGACCAAGGCUGGAUCAAAACGCUCCUCGAAGAGUCCUACAACGAACGGAUGCACCUCAUCACCUUCACCGAAUUAUACCGUCCCGGCAGAUUGAUGCGGUUCCUGGUGUUCGCGACGCAGGGCAUCUUUUACAACGCCAUGUUUGUCGGGUACCUGAUCUCGCCGAGCUUUUGUCAUCGGAUGGUUGGGUAUUUGGAGGAUGAGGCGGUGUCGACGUAUACUAAGUGUUUGGAGCAGAUGGAUAGGGGGCGGUUGCCGCAGUGGACGGAUGGGGGGUUUCGGAUUCCGGAGAUUGCGGUGAAGUAUUGGAAGAUGCCGGAGGGGAGGAGGACGAUGCGGGAUUUGAUUCUGUAUAUUCGGGCCGAUGAAGCAUCCCACCGAGGCGUGAACCACACGCUGGGGAACCUUGACCAGGUUGAUGAUCCGAACCCGUUCAUCGACGAGCACUCCAACGUUAGCCACAUGCAUUUUGCCGCGGGAAAACCGGCAGGGUUGGAGAGGAUGGAAGCGCUAGAGAAGGCUGGUGCAUUGAAAGGGGGAGGAUCGCUGUGA